GAAACGUUUCCUCCUCUCUCUUCGAGUCGACCUCCCUCUCCACCCCCGCUCGUCCUCUCCUAAUCUCUCCAAAGAUCGAUCUGCUGCACGUCGACGCCACCGAAUGCAGGUAAUUCUCCCCAAAGAUCCUCCUUGAUCUUCGUCUCUUCGUUUUCCGUAUGUAAUUCUAGGGUUUCGCGAUGUGUUCAAGAAGUUGUUGGGAUUUCCGUUUCGAUAUCAAUCGGUUAGGUGACUUGUGAAACGGCAGAGGGAAGGAUCUUCCAGGGAUUCUCUUAUCCGAUGACCUCCAACUCGGCGAUGGAGGACAUCGGAGGCCUUGACCUGAACGUGGCUGGAGAUGCCGGGGAAGAUGGUGAUGGAGGUUGUUUGGCUGGUACAGGCGACGGGGAUUCGAUUCCACGGGAGGCGGGAAAUGCUCCAUCUGGGGAUCAAGAUGCGAUGAUGAAUGCCGCGGAGGACACGAGUGUUGCGGACACCGGUGGCCGGGGUCUUGAGAUUCCUCGUGGAGCGAAUGAAGCUGGGUUACAGAUCAUGGGGUGUGGUGGUGCUGCCGAAGUUGGGGAAGAGAUGCAAAACGAUGCAAAAGAUGAGGGGAGUAACAGUUGCCUGGGUCACGGAUUCAAAGGUGAUCAGAAUCCUGAAAGCAAUGUGGUAGAAGAGACAGGGAACUCAACUGCAGAGGUUGAGACCGUGCCAGACAAGUUUGAGCCGGCGGAGUCUGUAAACACCAGCAAUGAAGUUGAAUCUACCAAAAAAUUUGAGUCUUCUUUCGUGGAGAAACCAAACUCAGAGAAUGAUCUGAUGACUCGAAAUUUGGUUGAGAGCGUGAUUCCUGCUACUGAAGAUGAAGCAGACGAAAGUUGUUUGGUAGCCGAAGAUGAAUCUGGAGGUCACGUCAGGAAACGAUCAGAAGUUAUGGAGACACAAAUUGUUAUUGAGUCUGCAAAAACAAUGGAUGCCCUUGAUCUCAACGAGGUUGAAGGCGUCAAAGAUCUUUUCAUUGACAUCAAUGCAAAUGUUGAUGGAGAAAAGGAUAAUGGAUUAAAGAAUGAAAAUGGCGUUGUGCUUGUGAGGGAAGUUAUAUCUCACGAAGAGAAGGAACAGACUACAUCAAAUGCUGCAAUCUGGUGUGACUCAGUGGGCGGACAUAUUUUGAGUGAAGAUGACUCACGUUGCUCUCAUGACCUUUCAGUUGGUGCAAAGCAUGCAGAAUGUGCUGCAGAAAAUCUAGCAACACUAGCAUCUGCUGAUUUUGAUGUGGAUAAAGUCAAAAGAUUGGUCGAUGCAUCAGAUCCAGGAGCUAUUCAGGUCGAAGUUUCAGAGAGCAGCAACCAAACUGCAGCCAGAAAAGGACAUUCAUCUUGUACAGAUAAGAAGUUUAUCACGGUUGGAUGGCUACAGCCUGAAAAGGAUACGGUGGAUUAUGUAAGCGGUGAAAGACAAAAGAGAUCUUGCGAUGAUGAGAAGUCGGAAGCUGUUUUUGUAAAUGUAGGAUGUCUAUCAGGGAGCAAAUCUUCCAUGAAUCAAACAGGGGUGGAAGCUGACAAUUUGGAGUGUGUGGCAGAUCAGGGGAAUGUAAAAGGUGGGGCUGUGGAGAUCAGUGACAAAAGUGAACCUACUAGAUGUGGUGUAUCAUGUCCGGAGAAUGUGAGUCAUGUGACCAAGCAUGAUUUUGUUGAUGGACAUAUUGAUGCUACCGAGAUCGACCUGGGAUCUGAUGCAUUGGAUGCAGGAUGUGCAAUGAUGGCUGCUGAAGCUGAUCCACCAGUUGCUUUUGUCAAGGUGGACACUGAAAGGUUGGAGGGAACACCUGAUGGGGGAAGAGCCCAGGUUGAUGUCAUAGAGAUGAGCAGUGGAAUCAAUCUCCCUGGGUAUAGUCUAUCUAUUGCGAAGCAGAAUAAAAGUUUUCCGAAUGAGGUGGUGAACCAUACUGUAGCUGAUAGUCAUCUUCAUGCAACGGAAGGUGUUCUUGGACCUGGAACCACUUAUCAGAAUGAAGCAAUGAUUCUCAAGUCUUCUGUUAUAACUAGUGAAAGGGUGGAUGUCCUUACUUUGGAGGUCAAUCAGGACAAGGAGUCACAGGAGUUGGAUGGGAAAACUGUGGUGGGUGACUUGUCGAUGCCGGAUAAUGAUCAAGGCAGCUCGUCUGUCUUGGAAUUGCCUCUUGUGCCCCGGGAGAGUUCAGUGAAUGCUAGUCCUGAUGUAGAUGCAAAUGGUGACCAGGAGAUGGUGGUUGAUGAACAGGAGAACUCGAAGGGAACAGAUAAGCAAACUGUUAAACAUGCGGCUGCAAGACCUGGAAUUUCCAUCAAGGAUAAGGACCAGCGUGCUUUGCACCACGUGCCUUAUAAAGAUGAGGAUGGUUUCUCCACAUCUGAUCUGGUUUGGGGUAAAGUCAAGAGUCAUCCUUGGUGGCCUGGUCAAAUUUGUGAUCCAUCAGAUGCAUCAGAUUUAGCAUUAAAAUACCAAAAAAAGGACAAUUUUCUUGUGGCCUAUUUCGGGGACAAAACAUUUGCUUGGUGUGAUGUCUCUCAGCUAAAGCAUUUUGAGACAUUUUUCUCACAAAUGGAAAAGCAGAGUAGCUCAGAUGUGUUUGUGGGUGCUGUACAAGGUGCAUUAGAUGAGCUUUCUAGGCGCAUAGGCUUGGGCAUGACUUGUUUUUGUUUCCCUCAAGCAGCUAAUGCCGGCAUUAGUUACCAAAAGGUUGAGAAUUCUGGCAUUCGUGAGGGUAGCAACGGCUACACUUUUGACAGGUCUGCUAUCUUAAGCUAUUUUCAGCCUGGCAGACUUCUUGGUUAUGUAAAGACUUUAGCUAAGUUUUCCAGUGGGAGGACUAAUAAACUGGAGCUUGUGACGGCUAAUGCACAGUUGAAUGCAUUUUACAGGUCUAAGGGCUAUCCUAAACUUUCUUCUUUCCAGUUUGACGACGAUUUAACUGAGAGCUGCGCCGAUAUUCCACAAUCUAAAUCUGAUAGGAUUUAUGAAGUAACCGUUGAACAAUCAAAUCCUACACUCUCAGAUUUAGUGUACGGAAAACGGAAAUCAAGAGUAAGAGGGAGCUACUUCAAUAAUCAAAAGCAUAUAUUGGAGGAUGGCAAAAAACAAAAGAGCUUGUCUGAGCUGAUGGAAGCUGAAUAUUGUCAGUUUGCAAAUGGUGCAAAAAUUGAGUCUGGUAUGAGAGAUGUUGAAUCAGUUCCAAUUUCUUCUAGCAAGAAGAGCAAGGUUACGGAUUCUGAUUCAUCUGAUUCGGGGAGUGGUAAGAAAAAGAGGCUUGACUCAUUAGGAGAUCUGGAAAUUAAGCAACCAUCGCCAGCUAUUAGCAGUUCUUUUAAGAUUGGAGAAUGCAUCCGUCGUGUUGCAAGCCAGUUGACUGGGUCUUCACCUAUUCUCAAAAGUCAUAAUGAAACAUCCAUGAAGAAUGUCUCCAAGAAUGAUAAUAUAUUUGAUAUGUUUGUUUCUGAUGGCUUUAGCCAUAAUAUUAAGCAGAGUCCAAAACUUAGGAUAGACAUUUCAGAGGAUUACUCUUCUCCAGAUGAAAUGUUGUCACAGUUACGCAUAGUUGGAAGAAAUCCAAUAAAAGGAUACAGUUUUUUAUCUACUAUAAUUAGUUUCUUCACUGAAUUCAGGGACUAUUGUGUUUCUAGUUCUGCAUGUCAAAAGAAACAUCCUGAGAAAUCUGGGGUAAGAAGGGGUAGGAAAAGGAAAGUCGACAUUCAAUCAGCUUUUUCUGAGAUGACAGAACUCGAUCACAUGCAGGACUCUUAUUGGUCUGACUUGGUUUCUUACGACAGCCCUGCCAGAAGUAAAGAAGCUCAUACUCGCAGUCAAAGAAAGAGGAGGGGAACUUCAGGAAAAACAUCUACUCCUACACUGGUCUCCAUUCUGCAAGGUACAGAACAUCUACAAGUUGGAACAGUAAGUCCAAAUGUGAGGCAAACUCCACCAACAGAUAGGUCAGUAAUCAGCAUAGAGGAGAAGAUAGUUGAGGAGUGCACACCAACUGCAUUGAUUUUAAAUUUUAGUGGAUCAAAGUCUCUUCCUUCUGAAACUGAUCUGAUUAGGGUUUUCAGUCGUUAUGGACCCCUAAAGGAAGCAGCAACAGAAGUUCAACGAAGGAACAAUCGUGUGAAAGUAGUCUUUAAGAGGCGUGCUGAUGCAGAAAUCGCUUUCAGUAGUGCAGGGAAGUAUAGCAUUUUUGGUCCAUCACUUCUUAGUUAUCGACUUAGAUAUUUGCCAUCAACACCCGAUACUUCUCCAGCGACCAAGCUACCAGACAAAAGGGACUCAUUACUAGUAGAAAGUAGCGACUUGGACAUUCCAGAUAAUCUACAUUCAUCAAUAUCCAGUGCUCCUAACACCAAUCUCCAAGACAAAAGUGAUGCCACACUCACAGAGAGUAGCAACACAAGUAUUCCUGGUGACCUUCGUUCAUCAAAGUCCAACUCUUCUCGGGACACAAAUCUCCGAAUCAAAAAGUGAUGCAUUACAGACAGAGAACAGCAACACAAAUGUUCUCAGUAAACCUCAUCCAUCAAUGUCCCAUUCUUUGCCCAACACCAAUUUACAAGGCAAAAGUGAUACACUACUCUCAUAGAUUGUAGCGAUGCCAACCAACCCAAUAACCUCCAUGUGCCAAUAAGUUGUGGCAUCAGCCAAGGAAGAGGGUGUCUUGAUUCUAAUCCAGACACCAAACCCAGAAGACAAAUGUGAUGCGACACAUGGCAACAUGGACAUUUCAGAACAAGCAGAGACAGAGAGGGUAAUUGUCUUGGGUAGUACUAUGCAAGUUAGAAGUGAAGCAUUAACUCCAAAAGUUGGUGAGGUGGAUGAGCAAGCUGGCUAGAUCAUCUCCCAAGGGUUUCUUGUUGAUAUGCCAUUAAGGUACUUCCAUUUUUUUCUUGAUUUGUCUCAAAAAUUAGGUUGGAGAAAUUCAAGUGCAUGUUGUACAAAGAUGUAAGGUGACCUUAGUACAAAGAGGGUUCUCCUUUGGAGUUCAUAAUAAUCAAACAUUACUUUGGUCAUUUGGAGUUCAUAAUAAUCAACAUGAGAAUGUCUAAUUGACUCGAUUGUUGUCUAAGUGGUCUUCGUGAUAUAAA
This is a messenger RNA of Musa acuminata subsp. malaccensis (wild Malaysian banana), 5096 nucleotides long. Lineage: Eukaryota; Viridiplantae; Streptophyta; Magnoliopsida; Zingiberales; Musaceae. The record is from RefSeq and is a predicted model, not a curated record.